AUGAGAGGGUGUGGGAGUCAGGCUAAAAAGAGAGCUCUUCGGAAACUCAUUUGUGAUGCUAGGGCUGAUGUUUGCGUUGUGCAGGAGUCUAAGCUUCACUCUUUGGAUUUUACUUUUGUGAAUUCUCUUUGGUCUGAUUCUGGUACAGGUUGGAGUGCUAAAUGGGCGGAAGGAAGGUCAGGUGGGAUCAUUAUUUUCUGGAAAAUGGGUGUUCUUGAGGUGGUGGCUAGCUUUAUGGGGGAAGGUUUCUUGGGAAUUCAUGCUGUUUGGAAGGGGUUUUCGGUUUUCUUCGUAAAUGUUUAUGCUUCUUAUAUUGUCGAUAAGAAGAGGGUUUUUUGGGCUUCUCUGAGAGGUUUUCAACAGAGGUUUCCGAAGGGAUUAUGGUGUAUGGGGGAGAUUUUAAUAUGGUGCUUCGACGGGAUGAAAGAAGGGAUUGAAGGGGUGAUGGUUGGUGAUAGAUCCGUUUCGGAUCAUUGUCCUAUUUGGCUCUUUGGCUCUUAUUUUGAUUGGGGUCCUAAACCGUUUAAGUUCUUUAAAUGUUGGUGUGAUCAUAAGGAGUUUUAUCAGUUUGUGGAGGCUUCCAAGCUUAAGGUGUGGAAUAAAGAGGUUUUUGGGGUGCUUGAUUUAGAUGUUGAUAAGGCGGUUAGUUCUUUAAAUGCUCUUGAUUUGGAGGUGGCAAAUGUUAUGAGUGGUGGCGGGAUGGGUGGAGAUAAUAGGGAGGCUAGAGUGGUCGCUUCUAAGGAGGUGUGGGAGUCUAUGCUUGUUAGAGAGGGUGUGUUGCGUCAAAAGUCGAGAUGCAACUGGAUUCGUCUUGGAGAUUCUAAUUCUAGAUUCUUUCACUCUUUCAUGAAAGGUAGAUUUCGAAGGAAUAAUAUUCUUAGUUUGGAUUCUGAUGGAGGGAGAUUAAUGAAGGUUGAGGAUAUUAGAAGGGAGGUGUUUAAUCAUUUCAAAAAUUGCUUUACCGAACCUAUGUUGAAUAGGCCGGUUUUGGAUGGAGCUAUUUUUUCUGUUUUUAGUUCAGAGGAUAGAGUUAUGUUGGAAGCUCCUUUUCUUUUGGAGGAGUUUAAAUCUGUUGUGUGGUUAGAUGAUUGUGAGAAGAGUCCAGGUCCUGAUGGAUUCCCUCUUGGCUUUUUCAAGACUUGUUGGGAGUUUGUUAAAGAUGAUGUGGUUAAUUUUGUUCAGGAUUUCUAUGCGCAUGGAGUUCUUUCUCGGGAUGCUACGGCAUCCUUUCUUGCUUUAAUUCCAAAAACUGUUUCUCCUCUCUCGGUGGAUGAGUUUCGCCCCAUAUGUUUUGUAGGUUGCUUAUAUCGCCUUAUUUCUAAAAUCCUAGCUGGAAGGUUGCGAUUGGUGAUAAGGGAAGCUGAUUUCGAAGUCUCAAACGACCUUUAUUGA
This is a messenger RNA of Vicia villosa (hairy vetch), 1392 nucleotides long. RefSeq lists its product as uncharacterized. The record is from RefSeq and is a predicted model, not a curated record. The transcript has 3 exons. Bases 1 to 1392 code for a protein of 463 amino acids. Lineage: Eukaryota; Viridiplantae; Streptophyta; Magnoliopsida; Fabales; Fabaceae.